AUGGGCCUGAAUACGGGUCACAGGAGAGGACAGUGGGAGAGGUCAGGGCCUGGCUGUGUCCACCAGAGCGUUUGUGUGUGUUUCCCACUGGCCCUUUGGCCCCCUGGCUCAGCCGUCUCCUCAUUGCAGAGCCCCGUGACCUCCGAGGACCUGGCCGUGUUCUUCUCCCGGGAGGAGUGGGGGCUCCUGGACGAGGCUCGCAGGCGCCUGUACCGCGACGUGAGGCUGGAGAUCUUCGAGCUCAUGGCCUCACUUGGUUGUUGGCAUGAAGUGGAAGACAAGGAGGCCCGUUCCAAGCAGAACGCUUCUGUAGAAGGGGUCUCCCAGGUCAGGAUCCCCAAUAUACAUCCUUCUACUGAGAAGACUGAUACCUGUGACAUGUGUGGCCCAUUUAUGAAAGACACUUUGCACCUCCAUGAGCAUCAAGGAACACGUCCUGUGGAGACGCCCUACACGUGUGGAGCAUGUGCAAGGAGGUUUCGGUUCAAUGCAAACCCCCAGCGCCAGAAGGAGCACAGUGGAGAGAUCCUGCGGAGGGACAAGGACAGGGAUUCAUCUGUGAAGAGCUCUGCAGUCUCCCUAUCAGAGAAGCCCUUCACGUGCAGGGAAGGUUGGAAGGAUGUCUCAGGCAGCCAUGCCCUCCGCCAGCGCCCGGCCAUCCACAGCAGCGGGAAGUCACGCAGGAGGACAGAGUGCAGGGAGGCCUUCCCACAUAGUUCCCGCCUUGGGCGAGCCCCAGGAGUCCAUACCACAAAGAAGCCCCUCAGCCACAUGAGAACUCACUCUGAAGGGACACCAUUUAGAUGUCCAACAGUUGUAGAUUCCUUAGAGGAGAAAUCAGCCCUUGUUAAUGACCAAAAAUUCCACACUGGAGAAACGUCUCGGGUGUGUAAAGAGUGUGGGGAGGCCGGUAGUUACCCAUCUAAGCUGAGGGAGCACCAGAAAUGUCACACUGGAAUAAAACACUAUGAGUAUAGUGACCGUGGGAAAACCUUCAGCCGCAAACGCACACUUAUUCAUCACCAGAGACUUCACUCAGGAGAACGGCCUCAUGAGUGCAGUGCAUGUGGGAAAGCCUUUAAUAACAGGUCACACCUCACUCAGCCUGAGAAAGUUCAUAUUGGAGAACGGCCUUUUGAGUGCAGCGAGUGUGGAAAAGCUUUCAACAACAACUUUGACCUUGUUAAGCACCAGAGAGUUCACACUGGAGAGUGGCCUUUUGAAUGUAGUGAAUGUGGAAGAGACUUCAGGCAAAGCUCCCACCUCCUUCGACACCUGAAAGUUCACACUGGAGAGUGGCCCUUUGGGUGCAUUGAGUGUGGGAAAACCUUUAGCAGUAGCACCACCUUCAUUCAGCACCAGAGAAUACACGCCAGGCAAAGGCCGUAUGAGUGCAGCAAAUGUGGGAAAACCUUCAGCCGCAGCUCCAGCCUGGUUCAGCACCGGAGAAUUCACACCGAACUUCACUCAGGAGAACGGCCUCAUGAGUGCAGUGCAUGUGGGAAAGCCUUUAAUAACAGGUCACACCUCACUCAGCCUGAGAAAGUUCAUAUUGGAGAACGGCCUUUUGAGUGCAGCGAGUGUGGAAAAGCUUUCAACAACAACUUUGACCUUGUUAAGCACCAGAGAGUUCACACUGGAGAGUGGCCUUUUGAAUGUAGUGAAUGUGGAAGAGACUUCAGGCAAAGCUCCCACCUCCUUCGACACCUGAAAGUUCACACUGGAGAGUGGCCCUUUGGGUGCAUUGAGUGUGGGAAAACCUUUAGCAGUAGCACCACCUUCAUUCAGCACCAGAGAAUACACGCCAGGCAAAGGCCGUAUGAGUGCAGCAAAUGUGGGAAAACCUUCAGCCGCAGCUCCAGCCUGGUUCAGCACCGGAGAAUUCACACCGGAGAAAGGCCUUUUGAAUGCAAUGAGUGCGGAAGAACUUUUAACAAAAACUCCAAUCUUGCUCAGCACCAGAGAGUUCACAGUGGAGAGCGGCCUUAUGAAUGUAGUGAAUGUGGAGGAGGCUUCAGCCGAAGAUCUCACCUCCUGCGACAUCAGAAAGUUCACACUGGAUAGCGGCCCUUUGGGUGCAGCAAAUGUGGGAAGGCCUUCAGCACUAGCACCAUCCUCACUCAGCACCAGGAAGUACACACCAGGCAAAAGCCAUACGAGUGCAACAAAUGUAGGAAAACCUUCAGCCGCAAUUCCAGCCUGAUCCUGCCUUCCCCUUUCCCAGAGCUAAUCGAGAGUCCUGGACCCCAUGGAAUGGCUUCAUUCCCAUUGCCUCUGAGAAGGUUCAGGAACGAACUGGGCCGGUGUGGGGGAGGAGCCUUGAGGGAUGUCCAGUUGGGGCUACUUGGGAAGAUGUAUGUUCCCCAAGGGUGGGUGGUAGUCCAUUGAAAAUUUUCCCACUAGUCCCAGUAUUGUUGUUCUGAUGUUAAUCUUCACAACUGCCGCUAAUUUGUGUUAUUUUAUAAAACUGACAUUUUGUCUGGUCACCAUGAAGACUAAGCCCUUCAUAUACUAGAGUCGCAAAGAAGCACUUGGCUUCCUUAGGUGACGUUAUGGACGAAUGUCUGCAUCCCCCAAAAUUCACAGCCCCCUCCGUGAUGGGCCUUUGAGAGGUAAACAGGGUUAGGGGAGGUCAGAGGCUGGAACCUGAUGAAGGGAUUACUGUCCUUAUAAGAAGGGAAGAGAGAUCAGAGCUUCCUCUCAAAACCACAUGAGGACAGCGGAGUGAUGGCUGUCCGCAAGCAAGGAAGGGAGCGCUCAUCCACUCGCCUGGAUUGAAACAGCCAGCACCUGGAUCUUGGACGUCCCGGCCUCUAGAAAUGUGGGACAUUCCUGUUGUGUAAGCCACCCAAGCUGGGGUGCUGCUACCGCAGCCAGAGCAGACAGCGACAGAGAGAUGAGGAAGGUCCCCCUCACGGGCAUCUACAGAGCAAAAUGAUGUCUGCCCUCGUGAACCAGUUCAGUCUUACAAGACGAGGUGUCAAACAGAGCACUGAGUUCCAGCCCUGCCCCUGCUUCAGUAAUAUGGAGACGUGCCCGUUUACUCACAGCUGUCACCAAACUGAUCUGUUUACUGUGAGAAAACAGACUGACGCUGGCCCUGCUGACACGGGGUCCAGGCAUGUCACAUGCCAGUGAAAAAAUAAGCAUUCUACCUCUGUAGCUGAACUAUAAAAGGCAAGAAACACCAUCAUUGGCCGUAUCAACGAAGCCCUGAGCCCUUCUGGUAUGCUGGUAUGUCUUUAACGAGCACCAAUGCAGCCCUGAUUUCAAACGGCCAGACGUCCGUAAGGACAGAGUGGGGUAGAGGGUUCGAAUCCAGCCUGACAUCGAGGCAGGGAGGACACAGAGGGAGAGAAUGACUCUUCACAGGGCAGUGAGUGCAGGGACUCAUGAGGAGAGGACAUCUUGGCUCUGCUGUUGAAGGGGUGUCACUGGGAGAGGCAUGGAGGGGCAGGCACCCAUGCCAAGCUGAGGGUACCCC
Messenger RNA from Myotis davidii, 3484 nucleotides. It is a transcript of the gene ZNF132, whose product is annotated as zinc finger protein 132. The record is from RefSeq and is a predicted model, not a curated record. Gene Ontology annotation, molecular function: RNA polymerase II transcription regulatory region sequence-specific DNA binding; DNA-binding transcription factor activity, RNA polymerase II-specific. NCBI's taxonomy places the organism in Eukaryota, Metazoa, Chordata, Mammalia, Chiroptera, Vespertilionidae. Gene Ontology annotation, biological process: regulation of transcription by RNA polymerase II. Gene Ontology annotation, cellular component: nucleus.